AUGGCCUCUGAUCGAAGAGAUGCAGUGGUAAGAGAAAUUAGAAAGUUGGCCGAGGCUGGAACGCUCCGGGAAACAAAAUACCAUACAUGGGUAUCAAACCCCGUUAUGGUCAAAAAACCAGAUGGCACAUGGCGGAUGUGCAUUGACUUCAAAGAUUUAAACAAGGCCUGCCCUAAAGACGCUUAUCCACUGCCUGAGAUGGAUUUUAAGGUUGACUCUCUGGUCCCUUUUAGGUACAAGUGUUUCUUAGACGCCUAUAAGGGUUACCACCAGAUCAAGAUGUCAAGAGAAGACGAAGAAAAAAUGGCGUUUCACACCGAUAUAGGCAUCUUUUGCUACACCAAAAUGCCUUUUGGUCUACGAAAUGCCGGGGCUACCUAUCAACACCUCAUGGACAAGGCCUUUGAGAAGCAAAUCGGCAGAAAUUUGGAGGUAUAUGUCGAUGACAUAGUAAUCAAGAGCAGGGAGGAAAAACAAAUGCUCGAGGGCAUCGAGGAAACCUUUCAAAAGCUGAGAGAAUACAACAUUAAACUCAACCCCAAGAAGUGUUCAUUCGGGGUAGAAGAAGUAAUCAAGGGGCAAGUCAUCGCUGAUUUCUUAGCUGAAAUUCCUGAUGGAGAAGUGAUACAAGACCCCUUGGUUAAUAACAUACCUGAGUCUAGCAUAGCUAGGCAGACCUGGAACUUAUACACGGAUGGGUCUUCCAGUGGAAAAGGAUCUGGGGCAGGCCUCAUGCUAAUAAGCCUGGAUGAAAUAAAAUUGAUGUACGCCAUGCUGUUCGGUUUCAAAUGCUCCAACAAUGAGGCAGAGUACGAGGCGCUGUUAGCGGGUCUGAGAAUGGCCCAAUCCAUGGGAGCAACAUGGGUCAAUGCAUACGUUGACUCUCUGCUGGUCAACAAUCAGGUGAAUGAGACCUAUGAAGCCAAAGACGAGACAAUGGAAAAAUACUUGGCUAAAACCAAGGAACUCAUAACGUCAUUCGAAAACGUUACACUCAAUCACGUCCAUCGAGGAAGGAACCAAAUAGUCGAUGCCCUAAGCAAGCUAGCUACUUCUGGCAUGGAAAAGAAGGUGAAGUGGGAAACGCUACAGUCACCUUCCAUAGAGUCCCGGGAAGUAUCCGCCGUCACAUCGGAAGAACCAUGUUGGUACACUCCCAUUUUAAAAUUCCUCACGAAAGGGGAAUUACCCUCAGACAGAGGCGAUGCUCAGAAAAUACAAACAAAGGCGUUACAGUAUGAGGUAAACAACGGCAUCUUAUAUAGGAAGUCAUAUUUGGGACCACUAUUACGGUGUGUAUCCCCAGCGGAAGCCAAGUACUUGAUCCAAGAAAUACACGCCGGUAUAUGUGGCAUUCACGCCGAAUCCCGGGCAGUUGUUGCCAAAAUCCAAAACGCUGGAUACUAUUGGCCUGGGAUGCACGAAGACGCGGUAGAAGAACUCAGAAAAUGUCGCAGCUGUCAAAAAUUUGCCCCACAAACACUCCGCCCUAAGAACAACUUGAUCCUCGUUACAGCGGCAUGGCCUUUUCAAAAGUGGGUUGUUGAUAUCGUGGGACCGUUCCCGCUGGCCCCAGGGAAGCUAAAAUACUUAAUUGUGGUAGUUGAUUAUUUCACCAAGUGGGUUGAAGCAAAGCCGUUGGCCAAGUUAACUGCUGAGACUGCCAAGAAGUUCCUAUGGGAAUAUAUAGUUUGCCGAUUUGGAUUGCCGCUAUAUCUUGUAAGUGACAAUGGAACACAAUUCACAGAUAAGGUCCUACAAGAUUGGUGUGCGGAGCUUCAAAUUCAACAAAUCUUCACAUCGGUUGCACAUCCCCAAGGAAACGGCCAAGUGGAGAGGGCAAAUAGAGGUCUGCUGGAUGGAAUUAAAAGAAGGUUAGGCUUUGAGGGGAGCUCUUGGGAUCCUACGGGAGGCCUGGACCUCCUGGAAGAACGGCGCGAAGCAGCCGCCAUCAGCGUGGCAAAAUACAAGAAAACCUUAGAGAAAUAUUACAACCAACGCGUGGCUCAGCAAACCUUCAAGGAGGGCGAGUAUGUCAUGCGGGAUAACGAAGCCAGUAGAGCGAAACCUUCAGGCAAACUGGGACCCAACUGGGAAGGCCCCUACAUAGUUCAAGAAGACUUAGGCAAAGGGGCUUAUCGCCUAUCCAGGCUCGAUGGCACAGCGGUUCCACAUAGCUGGAACGCUGCUCAGUUGAAGAAAUGUUACAUGUAA
Messenger RNA from Helianthus annuus (common sunflower), 2214 nucleotides. RefSeq lists its product as uncharacterized. The record is from RefSeq and is a predicted model, not a curated record. The transcript has 3 exons. NCBI's taxonomy places the organism in Eukaryota, Viridiplantae, Streptophyta, Magnoliopsida, Asterales, Asteraceae. Gene Ontology annotation, molecular function: nucleic acid binding; RNA-DNA hybrid ribonuclease activity. Gene Ontology annotation, biological process: DNA integration. Bases 1 to 2214 code for a protein of 737 amino acids.